Messenger RNA from Moneuplotes crassus, 680 nucleotides. The record is from the annotation of a GenBank genome assembly. NCBI's taxonomy places the organism in Eukaryota, Ciliophora, Spirotrichea, Euplotida, Euplotidae.
CAUUUAUUUAAUAGUAGUUAGUAGAUAUGGAGGAAGACGCCUUUGCAGCCAUUACAGAUGAGACUAAGAGACAACAAGCUGAGAAAGCUAAAGAGAAAGGAGAUGGCAUUUUUGCCUUUGCUAAUAGUGAUGGAUGGGAGAAGUAUGAUGAGAAGGAUGGUAUCACUGUCUAUACUAUGAAAUCUGAGUCUGGGUUGAACUGUGUUAAAGGAGAAGGAGUUCUAAACUUCAAUUCUAAUGUGAUCGAAGAUUUUGCUUUCCAAUCUGAGACUAAACCAAAAUGCGAUGAUGGGUGUGAGGAAUCAUCUAUAAUUGAAUCCUUUGGAGAUGACAUCAAAUUUGAAUAUCUCAGAUACAAGGGAAAACUUCUUGUUAGCGGAAGGGAUUUCGUUAAUGUAUCAGUCAAAUAUGUUGAUAGUGAGGGUAGAAGCAUUAUCUCCGCAUACUCUGUUCCCCACCCUGACAAACCAGAGCAAGAUGGAUAUGUCAGAGGUGACGUAAAAACUGCCGGAUGGAUUAUCACCCCAGACAAGGAUAAUGAAGACAAAUCUCAUGUUGUGUAUGUUACCGAAAUCGAUUUUGCAGGAAGUCUUCCAACUGCUCUAGUAAACAGUGUAAACACCAAGCAAGGCUUCUUCAUCGCCAAACUUGCAGAAGAACUAAAGAAAGAGUUUGAGUAA